GGUUGCCCCCGGACCUUGAUAGGGAAGUGUCAACAUACAAUGUAUUCUGUAACUUAUCAAUGUUUGUUGUCCUCUAGUGGAGAUUGGAAGUGUAUGCUGUGCCAGGAUUUUCCAAAAACUGCUCAAGGAGACUCUCCCAGCAGAUACUAAUCCCUCUGACAUGUCAGCAGCUGAUCAGAAGAAGUGUGAGCGUGUACUGCUGGAACUGUUUUGCCAUGAUCCAUGCCGGCCUUUUCAUAGACUUUCAAGUGGAGCGGAUGAUGACCCAUUGAUCGACUUAACACUUAUUCGAGCCAAGCUGCAGCAGAAGCUCUCUCCUUCAUACGCCAACCCUGAUGAGUUUGUUAAAGAUGUCUGGUUGAUGUUUAGAAAUAUCAGCAAGCUUGCAGAGGAUAAAGCGGUGGUUCAGUCAAUCAUCGAGCUGCAGUCAUUUUUUGAAGCCAGACUUAACCUGCUCUUUGGAGAUCGCAAGUUUACGUGCCUCGCGGGUGAAGCGGGCACGGAUGAGGAUCAGCAAAACGAAAGCUCGACUCAGCGGAGUUCCCCCAUGAGCACAACUAGCGAGAGCGUAUCGUCUGUAAAGAACAGUGGCGAUGCAGAAUAG
Molecule: messenger RNA, 604 nt
Organism: Staurois parvus
Lineage: Eukaryota; Metazoa; Chordata; Amphibia; Anura; Ranidae
Source: the annotation of a GenBank genome assembly